Molecule: messenger RNA, 3840 nt
Organism: Solanum lycopersicum (tomato)
Lineage: Eukaryota; Viridiplantae; Streptophyta; Magnoliopsida; Solanales; Solanaceae
Source: RefSeq, a predicted model, not a curated record
AUGGUUGAGGCAUAUUUGGAAUCAUCUACAACUAUUGAGGCAUAUUUGGGAUCUUCUCCAACUUUUGAGGCAUAUUUGUAUUCUUCUCAAACUGUUGAGGCAUAUUUGGCAUAUCCAUCUGUUGAGGCAUAUUUGGAAUCAUCUCAAACCGAUGAGGCAUAUUUCGAAUCAUCUCCAACAAUUGAGGAAUAUUUGGAAUCAUCUCCAACUGUUGAGGCGAAUUUGGAAUCAUCUCCAAUAGUUGAGGCAUAUUUGGAAUCAUCUCCAACUGUUGAGGCGAAUUUAGAAUCACCUUCAACUACACAUUUGGAAUCAUCUCCAACUUUUGAGUUAAAUUUGGAAUCAUCUUCAACAGUUGAGGCAUGUUUGAAAUCAUCUUCAACUAUUGAGACACAUUUGGAAUCAUCUCCAUUUGUUGAGACACAUUUGGAAUCAUCUCCAACUGUUGAGGCAUAUUCUGAAUCAUCUCCAAUUGUUGAGGCAUAUUUGGAAUCAUCUCAAACUAUUGAGGUAUAUUUGGAAUCAUCUCCAACUAUUGAGGCAAAUUUUGAAUCAUCUCCAACACUUGAGGCAUGUUUGGAAUCAUCUCCAACUGUUGAUACAUAUUUGGAAUCAUCUCCAACUGUUGAGGCAUAUUUAAAAUCAUCUCGAGUUGUUGAGAAAUAUUUGGAUUCUUCUCCAUCUGUUGAGGGAUAUUUGGAAUCAUCUCAAACUGUUGAGGCAAAUUUGGAAUCAUCUUUAACAGUUAAGGUAUAUUUGGAAUCAUCUCCAACUAUUGAGACACAAUUAGAAUCAUCUCCAACUGUUGAGACACAUUUAGAAUCAUCUCUAACUAUUGAGGUAUAUUUUGAAUCAUCUCCAAAUAUUGAAGCAUAUUUGGAUUCUCCUUCAAAAAUUGAGGCAUAUUUCGAAUCAUCUUCAACUGUGGAGACACAUUUGGAAUCAUCUCCAACUGUUGAGGGAAAUUUAGAAUUAUCUUUAACAGUUGAGGCAUGUUUGAAAUCAUCUCCAACUAUUGAGACACAUUUCGAAUCAUCUCCAACUGUAAAGACACAUUUGGAAUCAUCUCCAACUAUUGAGGUAUAUUUUGAAUCAUCUCCAAAUCUAGAAGAAUAUUUGGAUUCUCCUUCAACUGUUGAGACAUAUUUGGAAUCUUCUCGAACAUUUAAGUCAUAUUUUUAUAAUUCUCUAAAUUCUGAGGCAUAUUCUGAAUCAUCUCUAAUUGUUAAGGCAUAUUUGGAAUCAUCUCAAAUUGUUGAGGUAUAUUUGGAAUCAUCUCCAACUAUUGAGGCGAAUUUGGAAUCAUCGCCAACUCUUGAGGCAUGUUUGGAAUCAUCUCAACCUGUUGAGACAUAUUUGGAAUCAUCUCCAACUGUUGAGGCAUAUUUGGAAUCAUCUCAAGUUGUUGAGGAAUAUUUGGAUUCUUCUCCAUCUGUUGAGGCAUAUUUGGAAUCAUCUCAAAAUGUUGAGGGAAAUUUGGAAUCAUCUUUAAUAGUUGAGGCAUAUUUGAAAUCAUCUCCAACUGUAGAGACACAUUUGGAAUCAUCUCCAACUGUUGAGGGAAAUUUGGAAUCAUCUUCAACAGUUAAGGCAUAUUUGAGAUCAUUUCCAACUAUUGAGACACAAAUGGAAUCAUCUCCAACUGUUGAGACACAUUUAGAAUCAUCUCCAACUGGUGAGAUAUAUUUUGAAUCAUCUCCAAAUCUUGAAGCAUAUUUGGAUUCUCCUUCAACUGUUGAGACAUAUUUGGAAUCUUGUCCAACAUUUAAGUCAUAUUUGGAAAAUUCUCCAAAUUCUAAGGCAUAUAUUGAAUCAUCUCCAAUUGUUCAGGUGAAUUUGGAAUCAUCUCCAACUGUUGAGGAAUUUUUGGAAUCAUCUCAAACUUUUGAGUCAUAUUUGGAAUCCUCUCCAACUGUUGAGGCAUAUUUGGAAUCAUCUCCAACUGUUGAGGAAUAUUUGGAAUCAUCUCGAACUGUUGAGGAAAAUUUGGAGUCAUCUCUAACAGUUGAGGCAUAUUUAAAAUCAUCUGCAAUUGUUGAGGAGAAUUUGGAAUCAUCUCCAAUAGAUCAGACACAUUCGGAAUCAUCUCCAACUAUUGAGGUAUAUUUUGAAUCAUCUCCAAAUCUUGAAGCAUAUUUGGAUUCUCCUUCAACUUCUGAGACAUAUUUGGAUUCUUCUCCAACAUUUGAGUCAUAUUUGGAUAAUUCUCCAAAUUCUGAGGCAUAUUCUGAAUCAUAUCCACUUGUUGAGGCAUAUUUGGAAUCAGCUCCAACUAUUGAGGCAUAUUAUGAAUCAUGUCCAAUUAUUGAGGUAUAUUUGGAAUCAUAUCAAACUGUUGAGGUAUAUUCGGAAUCAUCUCCAAUAGUUGAGGCGAAUUUGGAAUCAUCUCCAAAAGUUGAGGCAUGUUUGGAAUCAUCUCCAUCUGUUGAGACAUAUUUAAAAUCACCUCCAAUUGUUGAGGCAUAUUUGGAAUCAUCUCAAGUUUUUGAGGAAUUUUUGAAUUCUUCUCCAUCUGUUGAGGCAUAUUUGGAAUCAUCUCAAACUGUUGAGGCAUAUUUUGAAACAUCUCCAACUGUUGAGGCAUAUUUGGAAUCAUCUCCAACUGUUGAGGAAUAUUUAGAAUCAUCUCCAACUAUUGAGGAAAAUUUGGAUUCAUCUCCACCAGUUGAGGCAUAUUUGAAAUCAUCUACAAUUGUUGAGGCGAAUUUGGAAUCAUCUCCAAUAGUUCAGGCAUGUUUGGAAUCAUCUCCAACUGUUGAGACAUAUUUGAAAUCGUCUCCAACUAUUGAGGCAUAUUUGGAAUCAUGUCAAGUUGUUGAGGAAUAUUUGGAUUCUUCUCCAUCUGUUGAGGCAUAUUUGAAAUCAUAUCAAACUUUUAAGGCAAAUUUGGAAUCAUCUCCAACAGUUGAGGCAUAUUUGGAAUCAUCUCCAACUGUUGAGGCAUAUUUGAAAUCAUCUCAAACUAUUGAGACACAUUUGGAAUCAUCUCCAACUGUUGAGACACAUUUGGAAUCAUCUCCAACUUUUGAGGUAUAUUUUGAAUCAUCUCGAAGUCUUGAAGCAUAUUUGGAUUCUCCUUCAACUGUUGAAACAUAUUUGGAAUCUUCUCCAACAUUUGAGUCAUAUUUGGAUAAUUCUCCAAAUUCUGAGGCAUAUUCUGAAACAUAUCAACUUGUUGAGGCAUAUUUGGAAUCAGCUCCAACUGCUGAGGCAUAUUAUGAAUCAUCUCCAAUUGUUGAGGUAUAUUUGGAAUCAUAUCAAACUGUUGAGGUAUAUUUGGAAUCAUCUCCAACUGUUGAGGCGAAUUUGGAAUCAUCUCCAACAGUUGAGGCUUGUUUGGAAUCAUCUCCAACUAAUGAGGCAUAUUUGGAAUCAUCUCAAGUUGUUGAGAAAUAUUUGGAUUCUUCUCCAUCUAUUGAGGCAUAUUUGGAAACAUCUCAAACUGUUGAGGCAUAUUUGGAAUCAUCUCAAACUGUUGAGGCAAAUUUGGAAUUAUCUACCACAGUUGAGGCAUAUUUGGUAUCAUCUUUAACUGUUGAGGAAAAUUUUGAAUCAUCUUCAACAGUUGAGGCAUAUUUGAAAUCAUCUCCAACUGUUGAGACACGUUUGGAAUUAUCUCAAGCUAUUGAGCGAAAUUUGGAAUCAUCUUCAACAGUUGAGGCAUAUUUCAAAUCAUCUUCAACUAUUGAGACACAUUUGGAAUCAUAUCCAACUGUUGAGACACAUUUGGAAUCAUCUCCAACUGUUGAGGUAUAUUUUGAAUCAUCUCCAAAUCUUGAAGUAUAUUUGGAUUCUCCUUCAAAUGUUGAGACAUAUUUGGAAUCUUCUUCUAACAUUUGA